AUGCAAAUUCCAGGAAGUGAAGAGGACGAAGAAGCAAUGCAGCAGCUGGUGUUGAAUGCGCAGAAUUUGAUGCAGUCGGUGAAAGAUACUGUACGAGCGGCCGAAGCAGCAUCGAUCAAAAUCCGAACAAACAGUGGUCUACGACUCAGAUGGAUCCGUAAACCGAUGUGGUCGAACUUCUAA
Gongylonema pulchrum is the source of this 183-nucleotide messenger RNA. The record is from the annotation of a GenBank genome assembly. Lineage: Eukaryota; Metazoa; Nematoda; Chromadorea; Rhabditida; Gongylonematidae.